This is a messenger RNA of Paramecium tetraurelia, 697 nucleotides long. RefSeq lists its product as uncharacterized. The record is from RefSeq and is a predicted model, not a curated record. The transcript has 3 exons. Lineage: Eukaryota; Ciliophora; Oligohymenophorea; Peniculida; Parameciidae. Gene Ontology annotation, cellular component: nucleus. Gene Ontology annotation, molecular function: tubulin binding; ubiquitin protein ligase binding; S100 protein binding.
AUGUCUGAACUUGAGAAUCUCUAAUUAGAUUUAGCAGAAGUUUAAUAAGUAUUAGGAACAUUAAAACGUAAAGCCAAUAUCGAAUAUUUGAACAAUAGAAUCAAAUACUUAGAAAACUCUAUAAAAAUACUCACCCCAUAAAAAGUUGAGUAACCUGAAAAAUAACAGGAAGCAAGUCCAAUAGAUUCAGAUACUCGUUUGUAUUAAGGAAUAACUAAAUAUGCUUGGGACUAGGAAGGGAACAAAAUUAAAAUAAUUAUUAGUCUUGAUGGAAUAGGAUAAUUACCUAAAGAGAAUAUUAUUAGUUCCUUUUCUACUCAUAGUGUAGAUGUCAAGAUUUUGAAUUACAAGGGGAUUAAUCAAAGAUUCGGCAUUAAGAAGACUUUUGACGAUUUGAAAGAUCGAGAAUGUUCUAUCAAGACUACUAAUAACUCAUUGAUUGUUAAUUUGAUCAAAAAGGAGAAUAAGCAUUGGGAUCAAUUGGCAUAUAAAGAAAAGCUAAUAAACACUGAUUCAUCAAAAGUAGAUAAGGAGGACCCUCAAGCUUCUUUAAUGAAUAUGAUGAAGGAGAUGUAUUAAAAUGGAGAUGAUGAAAUGAAGAGGACAAUCGCUUAGGCCUGGUCUAAAUCAUAACAAGAGAAAGGAUUUAAAUGAAAAUAUUUUAUAUAGUUUAUUCAAAUUAAUUUAGUUUGCUUAA